This is a messenger RNA of Acanthisitta chloris (rifleman), 1410 nucleotides long. RefSeq names its product aarF domain containing kinase 2 (gene ADCK2). The record is from RefSeq and is a predicted model, not a curated record. Gene Ontology annotation, cellular component: mitochondrion. Lineage: Eukaryota; Metazoa; Chordata; Aves; Passeriformes; Acanthisittidae. The annotation marks the transcript as partial. The transcript has 9 exons.
GAGGCCGCCGGCCCCACCUGUGUCAAGCUGGGCCAGUGGGCCAGCACCCGCAGGGACCUUUUCUCCGAGGCCUUCUGCGAUGAGUUUUCCAAACUGCAUGUGGAGGUGAGCCCUCACCCGUGGGGCCACACCGAUGAACUCCUAAGAAAGGCCUUCGGUGAGGACUGGACGGGCAUCCUCAAGUUCCAAAGCCGCGAGCCGAUCGGCUCGGAACAGCGCGUGGAGUUCGGGUCUGCCUUCGAAGCGUGGGAAGUGUCAGGCCUUAGAGGCCUCCUCAGGUGGCUGAGAAGGUGGAAGGACAAGGAGAUAAGAGAUAAGAGCAGCAGGGAGGAACUGAGCCUGGCAGACUGCUCCCAGGGAAGUCGUGUGAGUAGGAUGGCCCUUACGGAGCAGAUGGCCAAACCACUCCUGAAUGCAAACCCUUCAACAGCGAGACAUCUCACACCUGUAGCUAUUAAAGUCCUGCACCCUGGGCUGGCCCAUCAAGUCCAGAUGGACCUGUUUCUCAUGAAGCUGGGUAGUCACAUCAUUGGACUUAUCCCUGGAUUCAAGUGGCUCAGUUUGACAGAGAUUGUGGAGGAGUUUGAGAAGCUUAUGAUGCAGCAGAUUGACUUACGCUACGAAGCCAGAAAUCUGGAGCGCUUCCGACAGAAUUUUCUAGGUGUUGAUUUCGUGAAGUUUCCAACUCCCCUUUGGCCUUUGGUAACGACAGAUGUUCUAGUGGAAACAUUUGAGGAGAGUGAGCCUAUUUCACACUACCUGCAUGCAGAGAUUGCCAGAGAGCUGCGGCAGAGACUCGCAAAGAUGGGCAUGGACAUGCUGCUGAAGAUGGUCUUUAUUGACAACUUUGUCCAUGCUGACCUGCACCCUGGGAACAUCCUGGUUCAAGGCACAGCCCAUGUCAGUGCCAGCUGCAAGGAACAGAUGGCGGUGGUGGACCCUUGUGACACGUUCGUGGUGGAAGUGCAGCCACCCCUCAGACAGCUCUGCCUGGUGCUGCUGGAUGCAGGGAUUGUGGCAGAGCUGCAGAGCGCUGACAUGCAGAACUUCCGUGCGGUUUUCACAGCUGUGGUCCAGGGACAGGGGGAGAGAGUGGCAGAACUGAUCCUCCAUCACGCCCGUGCUAACCAGUGCCAGGACAUUGAGCGAUUCAAGGCUGAUAUGGCUGAACUAGUGACCAAGGUCCGGGGGAACACCAUUGCCCUAGGAAAGCUUCAAGUGGCAAAUCUCCUCUCAAAUGUCUUCAAACUAUUGAUGACCCAUAAGGUGAAGCUCGAGAGCAAUUUUGCUUCCAUCAUCUUUGCCAUCAUGGUUCUGGAAGGACUUGGUCGCUCACUGGACCCUGAACUGGACAUUCUAGAGGCAGCUAAACCACUGCUCAUCAAAACUGUACCUUCUGUCCUCAAAUAG